GAGUGGUUGUGGCCAAUGGGGCUCCUGUCUGUUGCAGGAAGUUCAAGUUGGUCUCGGGUGACGUCAUCCGCUUGUGUCACCAGCACUCCAUAAAGUCACUUUCUUCCUCUAACCCCGAACUACCUGCUUUUCCCGCAAAGAAAGACAGUAUGGCCGCCCUGUGUCGCUCGGCGGGCUUUGGCGGCGUUGGUGUGCACACAAUCAGUGGUGUGCACACAAGCUGUGGUGUGCACACCAGCUGUGGUGUGCACACGAUCAGUGGUGCUCCUGCCAAGCAACAUUACAAAAUGCUGGUGCUGGGAGGAGGAAGUGGAGGAAUAGCCAUGGGGGCGCGCAUGAAAAGGAUGCUGGGUGCUGAUAACGUGGCGCUUGUGGAGCCCAGUGAGAUGCACUACUAUCAGCCUCUUUGGACUCUAGCAGGUGCUGGUGCUAAAAGCCUUGCUUCAUCCGGAAGGCCCACAGCAAGUGUUAUGCCCCCUGGUGUGAAGUGGGUGAAGUCUAAGGUUGAGGAAAUAAACCCGGACACAAACACUGUCCGCACUGAUGACGGGACCCAAAUCUCCUAUGAGUAUCUGAUUGUGGCACUUGGCUUGCAGCUCCAUUUUGAAAAGAUUAAAGGGCUUCCUGAAGGUUUUGAGCAUCCACAUAUUGGCUCCAACUAUUCUGUUGAAACGGUGGAGAAAACCUGGGCAGCCCUGCAGAACUUUAAAGAGGGCAACGCUGUGUUUUCAUUCCCAAACACUCCAGUUAAAUGUGCCGGAGCUCCACAGAAGAUCAUGUUCCUCUCGGAUGCUUUCCUUAGAAAGACAGGAAAGAGGGCGGGGGCCAAUAUCAUUUACAACACAUCCCUGCCAGUGCUGUUUGGAGUCAAGAAAUAUGCUGAUGCUCUCUGGGACAUCGUCAAGGAACGCGACAUAAAAGUGAACCUGAGGCAGAACCUGAUUGAAGUCAGGGCAGACAAGCAAGAAGCCGUGUUUGAAAAUCUUGACAAAGCGGGCGAGACUACUGUGUUUCAGUACGAGAUGCUCCAUGUCACUCCACCGAUGGGACCCAACUCAGUCGUUAAAGGCAGCCCACUGGCAGACGAGGCUGGCUGGCUGGACGUGGACAAAGAAAACCUUCAACAUAACAAGUACCCUAAUGUGUUUGGGAUUGGAGACUGCACCAACCUGCCCACUUCCAAAACGGCUGCUGCCGUUGCUGCACAGUCUGCUGUUCUACACCGAAGCAUCCAAAAAAUACUGAGAAAUGAGAAACCUGACAAAAAGUAUGAUGGCUACACUUCCUGUCCGCUGGUUACCAGCUACAACACGGUGAUCCUGGCAGAGUUUGACUACCACCUUCAGCCACUGGAGACGUUCCCCAUCAACCAGGCCAAGGAAAGCAGACUCAUGUACUACAUGAAAGCUGAUGUGAUGCCGCACCUCUACUGGCAGGGGCUCCUCAGGGGCUUAUGGGGCGGACCAAAACCCUACAGGAAACUUCUGCAUCUCGGGAUGAAAUAAAUGAAAAGCCAUUUCCCUUCACAGACCGACAACACAUGGAAGAUGUUGCUUUAAUAUUGUUCAAUACAACAUGAUCUCAUAUCUACACAUCACCAAGUGUGUGGCUCCUUAGUAUAUGUGUGUGUGGCUCCUUAGUAUAUGUGUGGCUCCUUAGUAUAUGUGUGUGUGGCUCCUUAGUAUAUGUGUGUGUGGCUCCUUAGUAUAUGUGUGGCUCCUUAGUAUAUGUGUGUGUGGCUCCUUAGUAUAUGUGUGUGUGGCUCCUUAGUAUAUGUGUGUGGCUCGUUAGUAUAUGUGUGUGUGGCUCCUUAGUAUAUGUGUGUGGCUCCUUAGUAUAUGUGUGUGUGGCUCCUUAGUAUAUGUGUGUGUGGCUCCUUAGUAUAUGUGUGUGGCUCCUUAGUAUAUGUGUGGCUCCUUAGUAUAUGUGUGUGUGGCUCCUUAGUAUAUGUGUGUGUGGCUCCUUAGUAUAUGUGUGUUGCUCGUUAGUAUGUGUGUGGCUCCUUAGUAUAUGUGUGUGUGGCUCGUUAGUAUAUGUGUGUUGCUCGUUAGUAUGUGUGUGGCUCCUUAGUAUAUGUGUGUGUGGCUCGUUAGUAUAUGUGUGUGUGGCUCGUUAGUAUAUGUGUGGCUCCUUAGUAUAUGUGUGUGUGGCUCCUUAGUAUAUGUGUGUGGCUCGUUAGUAUGUGUGUGGCUCGUUAGUAUAUGUGUGGCUCGUUAGUAUAUGUGUGGCUCGUUAGUAUAUGUGUGUGGCUCGUUAGUAUAUGUGUGGCUCGUUAGUAUAUGUGUGUGGCUCCUUAGUAUAUGUGUGUGUGGCUCGUUAGUAUGUGUGUGGCUCGUUAGUAUGUGUGUGGCUCGUUAGUAUAUGCGUGUGGCUCCUUAGUAUGUGUGUGGCUCGUUAGUAUAUGUGUGGCUCGUUAGUAUAUGUGUGUGUGGCUCGUUAGUAUAUGUGUGGCUCGUUAGUAUAUGUGUGUGGCUCCUUAGUAUAUGUGUGGCUCGUUAGUAUAUGUGUGGCUCCUUAGUAUAUGUGUGUGGCUCCUUAGUAUAUGUGUGUGUGGCUCCUUAGUAUAUGUGUGUGUGGCUCCUUAGUAUAUGUGUGUGUGGCUCCUUAGUAUAUGUGUGUGGCUCCUUAGUAUAUGUGUGUGGCUCCUUAGUAUAUGUGUGUGGCUCGUUAGUAUAUGUGUGGCUCGUUAGUAUAUGUGUGGCUCGUUAGUAUAUGUGUGUGGCUCCUUAGUAUAUGUGUGUGUGUGGCUCCUUAGUAUAUGUGUGUGGCUCCUUAGUAUAUGUGUGUGGCUCCUUAGUAUAUGUGUGGCUCCUUAGUAUAUGUGUGUGUGGCUCCUUAGUAUAUGUGUGUGUGGCUCGUUAGUAUAUGUGUGUUGCUCGUUAGUAUGUGUGUGGCUCCUUAGUAUAUGUGUGUGUGGCUCCUUAGUAUAUGUGUGUGGCUCCUUAGUAUAUGUGUGGCUCCUUAGUAUAUGUGUGUGUGGCUCCUUAGUAUAUGUGUGUGUGGCUCGUUAGUAUAUGUGUGUUGCUCGUUAGUAUGUGUGUGGCUCCUUAGUAUAUGUGUGUGUGGCUCGUUAGUAUAUGUGUGUGUGGCUCGUUAGUAUAUGUGUGGCUCCUUAGUAUAUGUGUGUGUGGCUCCUUAGUAUAUGUGUGUGGCUCGUUAGUAUGUGUGUGGCUCGUUAGUAUAUGUGUGGCUCGUUAGUAUAUGUGUGGCUCGUUAGUAUAUGUGUGUGGCUCGUUAGUAUAUGUGUGGCUCGUUAGUAUAUGUGUGUGGCUCCUUAGUAUAUGUGUGUGUGGCUCGUUAGUAUGUGUGUGGCUCGUUAGUAUGUGUGUGGCUCGUUAGUAUAUGCGUGUGGCUCCUUAGUAUGUGUGUGGCUCGUUAGUAUAUGUGUGGCUCGUUAGUAUAUGUGUGUGUGGCUCGUUAGUAUAUGUGUGGCUCGUUAGUAUAUGUGUGUGGCUCCUUAGUAUAUGUGUGGCUCGUUAGUAUAUGUGUGGCUCCUUAGUAUAUGUGUGUGGCUCCUUAGUAUAUGUGUGUGUGGCUCCUUAGUAUAUGUGUGUGUGGCUCCUUAGUAUAUGUGUGUGUGGCUCCUUAGUAUAUGUGUGUGGCUCCUUAGUAUAUGUGUGUGGCUCCUUAGUAUAUGUGUGUGGCUCGUUAGUAUAUGUGUGGCUCGUUAGUAUAUGUGUGGCUCGUUAGUAUAUGUGUGUGGCUCCUUAGUAUAUGUGUGUGUGUGGCUCCUUAGUAUAUGUGUGUGGCUCCUUAGUAUAUGUGUGUGUGGCUCGUUAGUAUAUGUGUGUGUGGCUCGUUAGUAUAUGUGUGUGUGGCUCGUUAGUAUAUGUGUGUGUGGCUCCUUAGUAUAUGUGUGUGUGGCUCGUUAGUAUGUGUGUGGCUCGUUAGUAUAUGUGUGGCUCGUUAGUAUAUGUGUGGCUCGUUAGUAUAUGUGUGGCUCGUUAGUAUAUGUGUGGCUCCUUAGUAUAUGUGUGUGGCUCGUGAGUAUAUGUGUGUGUGGCUCCUUAGUAUAUGUGUGUGUGGCUCCUUAGUAUAUGUGUGUGUGGCUCCUUAGUAUAUGUGUGUGUGGCUCCUUAGUAUAUGUGUGUGUGGCUCCUUAGUAUAUGUGUGUGGCUCGUUAGUAUAUGUGUGGCUCGUUAGUAUAUGUGUGGCUCGUUAGUAUAUGUGUGUGGCUCCUUAGUAUAUGUGUGUGUGUGGCUCCUUAGUAUAUGUGUGUGGCUCGUUAGUAUGUGUGUGGCUCGUUAGUAUAUGUGUGUGUGGCUCCUUAGUAUAUGUGUGUGGCUCGUUAGUAUGUGUGUGGCUCGUUAGUAUAUGUGUGUGUGGCUCGUUAGUAUAUGUGUGUGUGGCUCCUUAGUAUAUGUGUGUGGCUCGUUAGUAUGUGUGUGGCUCGUUAGUAUAUGUGUGUGUGGCUCGUUAGUAUAUGUGUGUGUGGCUCGUUAGUAUGUGUGUGGCUCGUUAGUAUAUGUGUGGCUCGUUAGUAUGUGUGUGGCUCCUUAGUAUGUGUGUGGCUCGUUAGUAUAUGUGUGGCUCGUUAGUAUAUGUGUGGCUCGUUAGUAUAUGUGUGGCUCCUUAGUAUAUGUGUGUGUGGCUCCUUAGUAUAUGUGUGUGUGGCUCCUUAGUAUAUGUGUGUGUGGCUCCUUAGUAUAUGUGUGUGGCUCCUUAGUAUAUGUGUGUGGCUCGUUAGUAUAUGUGUGGCUCCUUAGUAUAUGUGUGUGGCUCGUUAGUAUAUGUGUGGCUCGUUAGUAUAUGUGUGUGUGGCUCCUUAGUAUAUGUGUGUGGCUCCUUAGUAUAUGUGUGUGUGGCUCGUUAGUAUAUGUGUGUGUGGCUCCUUAGUAUAUGUGUGUGUGGCUCCUUAGUAUAUGUGUGUGGCUCCUUAAUAUAUGUGUGUGGCUCCUUAGUAUAUGUGUGUGUGGCUCGUUAGUAUAUUUGUGUGUGGCUCCUUAGUAUAUGUGUGUGUGGCUCCUUAGUAUAUGUGUGUGGCUCCUUAGUAUAUGUGUGUGGCUCCUUAGUAUAUGUGUGUGGCUCCUUAGUAUAUGUGUGUGUGGCUCGUUAGUAUAUGUGUGUGUGGCUCCUUAGUAUAUGUGUGUGGCUCGUUAGUAUGUGUGUGGCUCGUUAGUAUAUGUGUGUGUGGCUCGUUAGUAUAUGUGUGUGUGGCUCCUUAGUAUAUGUGUGUGUGGCUCCUUAGUAUAUGUGUGUGGCUCCUUAGUAUAUGUGUGUGUGGCUCGUUAGUAUAUGUGUGGCUCCUUAGUAUAUGUGUGUGUGGCUCCUUAGUAUAUGUGUGUGUGGCUCCUUAGUAUAUGUGUGUGUGGCUCGUUAGUAUAUGUGUGGCUCGUUAGUAUAUGUGUGUGUGGCUCCUUAGUAUAUGUGUGUGGCUCCUUAGUAUAUGUGUGUGGCUCCUUAGUAUAUGUGUGUGUGGCUCCUUAGUAUAUGUGUGGCUCGUUAGUAUAUGUGUGUGGCUCCUCAGUAUAUGUGUGUGUGGCUCGUUAGUAUAUGUGUGUGGCUCCUUAGUAUAUGUGUGUGUGGCUCCUUAGUAUAUGUGUGUGGCUCCUUAGUAUAUGUGUGUGGCUCCUUAGUAUAUGUGUGUGGCUCCUUAGUAUAUGUGUGUGUGGCUCCUUAGUAUAUGUGUGUGUGGCUCGUUAGUAUAUGUGUGGCUCGUUAGUAUAUGUGUGUGUGGCUCCUUAGUAUAUGUGUGUGUGGCUCCUUAGUAUAUGUGUGUGUGGCUCCUUAUUAUAUGUGUGUGUGGCUCCUUAGUAUAUGUGUGUGGCUCCUUAGUAUAUGUGUGUGGCUCCUUAGUAUAUGUGUGUGUGGCUCCUUAGUAUAUGUGUGUGUGGCUCCUUAUUAUAUGUGUGUGUGGCUCCUUAGUAUAUGUGUGUGUGGCUCCUUAAUAUAUGUGUGUGUGGCUCCUUAGUAUAUGUGUGUGUGGCUCCUUAGUAUAUGUGUGUGUGGCUCCUUAGUAUAUGUGUGUGUGGCUCCUUAAUAUAUGUGUGUGUGGCUCCUUAGUAUAUAUGUGUGUGGCUCCUUAGUAUAUGUGUGUGUGGCUCCUUAGUAUAUGUGUGUGUGGCUCCUUAGUAUAUGUGUGUGUGGCUCCUUAGUAUAUGUGUGUGUGGCUCCUUAGUAUAUGUGUGUGGCUCGUUAGUAUAUGUGUGGCUCGUUAGUAUAUGUGUGGCUCGUUAGUAUAUGUGUGUGGCUCGUUAGUAUAUGUGUGUGGCUCCUUAGUAUAUGUGUGUGUGUGGCUCCUUAGUAUAUGUGUGUGGCUCGUUAGUAUGUGUGUGGCUCGUUAGUAUAUGUGUGUGUGGCUCCUUAGUAUAUGUGUGUGGCUCGUUAGUAUGUGUGUGGCUCGUUAGUAUAUGUGUGUGUGGCUCGUUAGUAUAUGUGUGUGUGGCUCCUUAGUAUAUGUGUGUGGCUCGUUAGUAUGUGUGUGGCUCGUUAGUAUAUGUGUGUGUGGCUCGUUAGUAUAUGUGUGUGUGGCUCGUUAGUAUGUGUGUGGCUCGUUAGUAUAUGUGUGGCUCGUUAGUAUGUGUGUGGCUCCUUAGUAUGUGUGUGGCUCGUUAGUAUAUGUGUGGCUCGUUAGUAUAUGUGUGGCUCGUUAGUAUAUGUGUGGCUCCUUAGUAUAUGUGUGUGUGGCUCCUUAGUAUAUGUGUGUGUGGCUCCUUAGUAUAUGUGUGUGUGGCUCCUUAGUAUAUGUGUGUGGCUCCUUAGUAUAUGUGUGUGGCUCGUUAGUAUAUGUGUGGCUCCUUAGUAUAUGUGUGUGGCUCGUUAGUAUAUGUGUGGCUCGUUAGUAUAUGUGUGUGUGGCUCCUUAGUAUAUGUGUGUGGCUCCUUAGUAUAUGUGUGUGUGGCUCGUUAGUAUAUGUGUGUGUGGCUCCUUAGUAUAUGUGUGUGUGGCUCCUUAGUAUAUGUGUGUGGCUCCUUAAUAUAUGUGUGUGGCUCCUUAGUAUAUGUGUGUGUGGCUCGUUAGUAUAUUUGUGUGUGGCUCCUUAGUAUAUGUGUGUGUGGCUCCUUAGUAUAUGUGUGUGGCUCCUUAGUAUAUGUGUGUGGCUCCUUAGUAUAUGUGUGUGGCUCCUUAGUAUAUGUGUGUGUGGCUCGUUAGUAUAUGUGUGUGUGGCUCCUUAGUAUAUGUGUGUGGCUCGUUAGUAUGUGUGUGGCUCGUUAGUAUAUGUGUGUGUGGCUCGUUAGUAUAUGUGUGUGUGGCUCCUUAGUAUAUGUGUGUGUGGCUCCUUAGUAUAUGUGUGUGGCUCCUUAGUAUAUGUGUGUGUGGCUCGUUAGUAUAUGUGUGGCUCCUUAGUAUAUGUGUGUGUGGCUCCUUAGUAUAUGUGUGUGUGGCUCCUUAGUAUAUGUGUGUGUGGCUCGUUAGUAUAUGUGUGGCUCGUUAGUAUAUGUGUGUGUGGCUCCUUAGUAUAUGUGUGUGUGGCUCGUUAGUAUAUGUGUGGCUCGUUAGUAUAUGUGUGUGUGGCUCCUUAGUAUAUGUGUGUGUGGCUCCUUAGUAUAUGUGUGGCUCGUUAGUAUAUGUGUGUGGCUCCUCAGUAUAUGUGUGUGUGGCUCGUUAGUAUAUGUGUGUGGCUCCUUAGUAUAUGUGUGUGUGGCUCCUUAGUAUAUGUGUGUGGCUCCUUAGUAUAUGUGUGUGGCUCCUUAGUAUAUGUGUGUGGCUCCUUAGUAUAUGUGUGUGUGGCUCCUUAGUAUAUGUGUGUGUGGCUCGUUAGUAUAUGUGUGGCUCGUUAGUAUAUGUGUGUGUGGCUCCUUAGUAUAUGUGUGUGUGGCUCCUUAGUAUAUGUGUGUGUGGCUCCUUAUUAUAUGUGUGUGUGGCUCCUUAGUAUAUGUGUGUGGCUCCUUAGUAUAUGUGUGUGGCUCCUUAGUAUAUGUGUGUGUGGCUCCUUAGUAUAUGUGUGUGUGGCUCCUUAUUAUAUGUGUGUGUGGCUCCUUAGUAUAUGUGUGUGUGGCUCCUUAAUAUAUGUGUGUGUGGCUCCUUAGUAUAUGUGUGUGUGGCUCCUUAGUAUAUGUGUGUGUGGCUCCUUAGUAUAUGUGUGUGUGGCUCCUUAAUAUAUGUGUGUGUGGCUCCUUAGUAUAUAUGUGUGUGGCUCCUUAGUAUAUGUGUGUGUGGCUCCUUAGUAUAUGUGUGUGUGGCUCCUUAGUAUAUGUGUGUGUGGCUCCUUAGUAUAUGUGUGUGGCUCCUUAGUAUAUGUGUGUGUGGCUCCUUAGUAUAUGUGUGUGUGGCUCCUUAGUAUAUGUGUGUGUGGCUCCUUAGUAUAUGUGUGUGUGGCUCCUUAGUAUAUGUGUGUGUGGCUCCUUAUUAUAUGUGUGUGUGGCUCCUUAGUAUAUGUGUGUGUGGCUCCUUAGUAUAUGUGUGUGUGGCUCCUUAGUAUAUGUGUGUGUGGCUCCUUAGUAUAUGUGUGUGUGGCUCCUUAGUAUAUGUGUGUGUGGCUCCUUAGUAUAUGUGUGUGUGGCUCCUUAGUAUAUGCGUGUGGCUCCUUAGUAUAUGUGUGUGUGGCUCCUUAUUAUAUGUGUGUGUCUUGUUAGUAUAUGUGUGUGGCUCGUUAGUAUAUGUGUGUGUGGCUCCUUAGUAUAUGUGUGUGUGGCUCGUUAGUAUAUGUGUGGCUCGUUAGUAUAUGUGUGUGGCUCCUUAGUAUAUGUGUGGCUCGUUAGUAUAUGUGUGGCUCGUUAGUAUAUGUGUGUGUGGCUCCUUAGUAUAUGUGUGUGUGGCUCCUUAGUAUAUGUGUGUGGCUCCUUAGUAUAUGUGUGUGUGGCUCCUUAGUAUAUGUGUGUGGCUCGUUAGUAUAUGUGUGUGGCUCGUUAGUAUGUGUGUGUGGCUCCUUAGUAUAUGUGUGUGGCUCGUUAGUAUAUGUGUGUGGCUCCUUAGUAUAUGUGUGGCUCGUUAGUAUAUGUGUGGCUCCUUAGUAUAUGUGUGGCUCGUUAGUAUAUGUGUGUGGCUCCUUAGUAUAUGUGUGUGGCUCGUUAGUAUAUGUGUGUGUGGCUCCUUAGUAUAUGUGUGUGGCUCGUUAGUAUAUGUGUGUGGCUCCUUAGUAUAUGUGUGGCUCGUUAGUAUAUGUGUGUGUGGCUCCUUAGUAUGUGUGUGUGGCUCGUUAGUAUGUGUGUGUGGCUCGUUAGUAUGUGUGUGGCUCUCAAAUUGAGGUGAGCUCCAAAUGUUUCCUAGCACAUUAUUGAUGAUUGAUUUGUCAACUUUGGUACUUCUUGUGUCUCUUCUAUCAAGUUGGGGUUAGUUCACCUCCAUGUGCACAAUAAUAGGUUCUGCCUCCAAUUAUACGUUGCUCAUGUAAAGAUUAAUUGCAACUAUUUUGAUUAAUCACAAUAAAAUCAUUUGUUUUUCAUUUA
Molecule: messenger RNA, 9329 nt
Organism: Nerophis ophidion (straightnose pipefish)
Lineage: Eukaryota; Metazoa; Chordata; Actinopteri; Syngnathiformes; Syngnathidae
Product: sulfide:quinone oxidoreductase, mitochondrial-like
Exons: 10
Coding region: 150-1505 (451 amino acids)
Cellular component (GO): mitochondrion
Molecular function (GO): sulfide:quinone oxidoreductase activity; FAD binding
Source: RefSeq, a predicted model, not a curated record